AUGGUUAAUUCAGGAAUUGUAAAUAUUUUUAAAUAUCACUAUAAAUAUGUGUUUUUAAUCACAAUAUUAGUUCUAUUGUGUUUGUCCAAUUGUAAGCAUAAAAGAAAAAGACAAUUUCGCUAUCAUAACAGAUACCCUAAAACAGGAAAAUAUACUACGAAGACUAUUUGCAUGCAAGUUGACAAUACAUUGAAAGCACGCCACAAAUCCUGCUUCCUACGACCAGAUACAGGCCCAUGCAGAGCAGAUAUAAUCCAGUGGUACUAUGACGUGAAGCAAGGCAGAUGUUACCAGUUCUUUUGGGGUGGAUGUCAGGGUAAUGGAAAUAGAUUUGAAAGUCAAAAACAGUGCAUAGAUUAUUGUAAACUCAACACCUCUUUUCCUGCAUCGGGGAUACCUCAUUAUUGUUCCUUAUCAUUUAACUAUGGUACUUGCUUCGGCUCGUUCUAUCGAUGGGCUUGGGAUAAACUUACAAAGAACUGUAAACGGUAUAUGUACUCGGGCUGUGGAGGUAACCAGAAUAACUUUCAAACACGCGACGAGUGUUUGAACAACUGUCUGAACCCUUCCAAUAAUACGCUGCAAGGAGUUCACGAAAUAACCACGUGCAUUCCGUUGAAUUUCGCUGAUGCGUGA
Parnassius mnemosyne (clouded apollo) is the source of this 636-nucleotide messenger RNA. The record is from the annotation of a GenBank genome assembly. Lineage: Eukaryota; Metazoa; Arthropoda; Insecta; Lepidoptera; Papilionidae.